Messenger RNA from Lepisosteus oculatus (spotted gar), 3449 nucleotides. The record is from RefSeq and is a predicted model, not a curated record. Lineage: Eukaryota; Metazoa; Chordata; Actinopteri; Semionotiformes; Lepisosteidae.
GUCUCUCUCCCUGUCUCAGAGCCUGCGAAACCAUCGGAAAUCGGAAAAUAUUCUGGCAGCAGACAGCUGAGAGAGAGAGAGAGGAGCUGGGUAACAACUCCGUCUUAAGGCGCACAGCCGCGCUCAGGUCGCUACCCUAGUCCCAGUCGCUCUCCUGCACUGAACAGUUGUAAGAGACUCGGGGGGGGAGCAUGAGGAAGAAUUCUCCGUGGACCUUAUUGACCUCAGAGCUGCACGUUCACUGAUAGCAUCAAUUUUAGCUCAUGCUGGUGGAAACGCUAAUCUGCAUGGGAAUCUUGAAGGCUCUUGGUUUUUACUUUGCAGAGGACAAUUUUUCCUGAUCUCUACAUAUAAAAAGCCCCACCGAAUGCGAGCGCCGAUAGUCCAUCUGCUCCUUCCACAACUACUACUGGUUUCAGCCCCAACUGUCUAGCAUUUCGGAGCCAAAGAGGCUUAGGAAGAUCGGCAAACUGACAUCUCGUUGGCACCAUGCAGCGUUCGGGGCUUUCGUCUUUCUUCUCCCUCAGUCUUCAGCUGGGCAUACUGGUGGCGGUCUUGGUUCUCAAGAUUCAGCUCGUCGGCGCGGAAAGCCUCGACGACGAAGACAAGCCUCCCAACGCCACGGCCCGGUCGUGCACGGGAACUUACGAGUGUAAAGAAGGCGUCAUCUUGCCCGUGUGGGAACCUCAGAAUCCCUCCUUCGGGGACAAGGUGGCGCGGGCCACAGUGUACUUUGUGGCCAUGGUGUACAUGUUCCUGGGAGUCUCCAUCAUUGCGGACCGCUUCAUGGCUUCCAUCGAGGUCAUCACGUCUCAAGAAAAGGAGAUCACCAUCAAGAAGCCCAAUGGCGAGACAACGACAACUACAGUGCGCAUAUGGAAUGAGACCGUAUCCAAUUUAACCCUGAUGGCCCUGGGCUCCUCCGCUCCGGAAAUCCUGCUGUCCGUGAUCGAAGUCUGUGGCCACGGCUUCGAAGCCGGCGAUCUUGGGCCAAGCACCAUUGUGGGCAGCGCCGCGUUCAAUAUGUUCGUCAUCAUCGGCAUCUGCGUCUAUGUCGUGCCGGAUGGCGAGAAUAGGAAGGUGAAGCACCUGAGGGUGUUUUUUGUCACAGCAGCGUGGAGCAUAUUUGCCUACACCUGGCUAUACCUAAUCCUGGCGGUCAUUUCUCCAGGUGUUGUCCAAGUGUGGGAAGGCCUGCUCACAUUGUUUUUCUUCCCCAUUUGUGUUUUGUUUGCGUGGGUGGCUGACCGGAGGCUGUUGUUCUACAAGUAUGUGUACAAGCGCUACAGAACAGGGAAGCAGCGGGGGAUGAUUAUCGAAACGGAAGGCGACAGGCCGCUACCCUCCAAGGCAGACAUUGAGAUGGAUGGCAAGAUGCUUAACUCCCAUGCCGUUGAGUUCCUAGAUGGAACCCUAGCCCUCGAUGUAGAUGAUAAAGACCUGGAUGAAGAGGAAACCAGGAGGGAUAUGGCAAAAAUCUUGAAGGAACUCAAGCAGAAGCAUCCAGACAAGGAAGUUGAGCAGCUGAUAGAAUUAGCCAAUUACCAGGUCUUGAGCCAACAGCAAAAAAGCCGUGCCUUUUAUCGGAUUCAAGCCACAAGACUCAUGACGGGCGCUGGGAAUAUCCUGAAGAAGCACGCUGCCGACCAGGCCCGAAAAGCUGUCAGCAUGCACGAGGUCAGAACGGAAGUAGCAGAAAACGACCCCGUCACGAAAAUCUUUUUCGAACCAGGGUCAUACCAGUGUCUUGAAAACUGUGGAACUGUGACUGUGAACGUCAUCCGGCGGGGUGGAGACUUGACCAACACUGUGUCCGUGGAGUUCCGAACAGAAGAUGGCACGGCCAACGCGGGGUCCGAUUACGAAUUCACGGAGGGGACGUUGGUCUUCAAGCCGGGCGAGACGCAGAAAGAAAUCAAAGUAGGCAUCAUCGAUGACGACAUUUUCGAGGAGGACGAAAACUUCUUAAUCCACCUAAGCAAUGUCAAGGUGUACUCUGAGAACGCCGAAGACAACCCUGAGGCAAACCAUGUGGAGACCCUGGCGUGCUUGGGUAUACCUUCCACUGCAACUGUGACCAUCUUUGAUGACGACCAUGCAGGCAUCUUUACCUUUGAAGAGCCAGUGACGCAUGUGAGUGAGAGCAUAGGCACCAUGGAGGUGAAGGUUCUCCGUACCUCUGGGGCACGCGGGAUGGUUGUUGUCCCCUACAGAACCGUGGAAGGUACAGCCAAAGGCGGAGGAGAGGAUUUUGAAGAUACCCAUGGAGUGCUCGAGUUCCGGAAUGAUGAAACUUUCAAAACUAUAAAGGUCAAAGUAAUUGAUGACGAGGAGUAUGAGAAAAACAAGAACUUCUUCGUUGAGAUUGGAGAGCCCCGCCUGGUGGAGAUGAGUGAGAAGAAAGCCCUGUUGCUGCAUGAGUAUGGUGGAUUCGUGAAGACAGGGAGUGUUCUGUACGGCCAGAAUGUCUACAGAAAAGUUCAAAGUAGGGACAAUCCAGUUCCUUCUUCUGUCAUCUGCUUCGCAGAGGAAGGGGAUGAAACGGAGCCCCUGACUGGCAAAGAUGAGGAGGAGCGCCGCAUCGCAGAGAUGGGCAGGCCCAUGCUUGGAGAACACAUGAAACUUGAAGUGACCAUUGAGGAGUCAUACGAAUUCAAGAGCACAGUGGAUAAACUCAUCAAAAAGACGAACCUUGCCCUGCUGGUCGGAACAAACAGCUGGAGAGACCAGUUUAUUGAAGCCAUCACAGUCAGUGCUGGUGAGGAUGACGAUGACGACGAAUGUGGCGAAGAGAAGCUGCCCUCCUGCUUCGAUUACGUCAUGCACUUCCUCACCGUGUUCUGGAAGGUGCUGUUCGCCUUCGUGCCGCCGACGGAGUACUGGAACGGCUGGGCUUGCUUCAUCGUGUCCAUCUGCAUGAUCGGGCUCCUGACCGCCUUCAUCGGCGACCUGGCAUCCCACUUCGGCUGCACCAUCGGCCUGAAGGACUCCGUGACGGCCGUCGUUUUUGUGGCGUUGGGCACAUCUGUCCCAGACACGUUCGCCAGCAAGGUGGCCGCCAUCCAAGACCAGUACGCCGACGCCUCCAUCGGGAACGUGACGGGCAGCAACGCGGUCAACGUGUUCCUGGGCAUCGGCGUGGCCUGGUCCAUCGCGGCCGUCUACCACCAGGCCCAGGGCAGGGCGUUCAGGGUCGACCCCGGCACGCUGGCCUUCUCCGUCACACUCUUCACCAUCUUCGCCUUCAUUUGCGUCGGGGUGCUGCUGUACCGGAGGAGACCGGAGAUUGGGGGGGAACUGGGGGGACCCCGGACUCCGAAGAUCCUGACCACCAUGUUGUUCGUCAGCCUGUGGCUGUUGUACAUUCUCUUCUCGUCUUUGGAGGCUUACUGCCACGUGAAAGGCUUCUAAGGAGGAUCUUGAACAGCGGCCGCAGCAAAAUGUUUUUU